Molecule: messenger RNA, 885 nt
Organism: Staurois parvus
Lineage: Eukaryota; Metazoa; Chordata; Amphibia; Anura; Ranidae
Source: the annotation of a GenBank genome assembly
AUGAUUUUCCUGACCUGUUCCUCCAAACUGGCUACUCUGAGAAAAAUACUGAGCCACAGCUUCCCGGAGUCAUUAAAGGUUUAUGGAGCACUGCAUUACGUGAUUGACAAAAACCCAUUCAGACUGCAGGUUCUGGUGGACCAGUGGCCAGACUUCACUUCUGUUAUUUGCCGCCCCUUUCUGGAGGAGAUGAAAAACCCAAUAGAUCCUUACACCAACACCUACUUUAUGUUCAGUAAAGACCCACAGAGUCUGAGUCACAUGCUGCAAGAUCCCCAGACUGUGAACUGGAGUCAGAUGUUUCAGAUACAAGGUUGUCAGGCAUUGGAGGAAGUCAUUCACACAGUUCUGUCCAAGCAUGGAGGCCAUAUGAGGACUGUGAGUAACGUGUUAUACAUGAGAGACAGGAAGAUAAGUGCCGAUGAAGUGGAAGCACUUGGCAAUACAAGAAUAAGUGACCUGCAAUUCUCACCAUUGAACCCAAAUGAAGCACCCCUUGUUAAUGCACAGUGGCUAUUUGGUGGUAAUGAAAUAAGUGAAAAUUAUAUCAGACGAUGUAUCCAGACAUUUUCCACCUUGUGUGCCAGAAUACCUGGAGUGGCGCAACCUAUAGGCUGGUCGCUGAGUGAGCAGUCAGCAGAAAUACGCAUGGGGUACACUGAGAGUUCCUAUCGUAGUCAGAGACUGUUUGGGAAUGUAGUGACAAGACUGAUGGCUAUACAGCAGUCAAGAGGGGCCCCAAUCUACUGCCAUGUGGCACCUGACAACAAGAAGAGCCAAGCUGCAUGUAAAGCAGUUGGAUAUGUUCCAGUAGGAAGGUGGCAACAGUGGAGCUUUCAACCCAGCUUAAUAAAAUACUCAAUGGAUUCCAUGUAUAGUCACUGA